Molecule: messenger RNA, 2490 nt
Organism: Siniperca chuatsi (mandarin fish)
Lineage: Eukaryota; Metazoa; Chordata; Actinopteri; Centrarchiformes; Sinipercidae
Gene: tfb2m
Product: transcription factor B2, mitochondrial
Exons: 10
Coding region: 226-1581 (451 amino acids)
Biological process (GO): transcription initiation at mitochondrial promoter; rRNA methylation
Cellular component (GO): mitochondrial matrix
Molecular function (GO): mitochondrial transcription factor activity; rRNA (adenine-N6,N6-)-dimethyltransferase activity
Source: RefSeq, a predicted model, not a curated record
CGAAUGCGCCUGUAACACCACGAGAGUUACAAAAACAAGUUGUGUGGGGAUGUGGAGGGCUCAAUGUCACGGAGAUUUACUGGCGAAUAAACAGACAAGAGUGACCUUUAAAUCACUGAUGCCGUUAGAUUUGAUUAUAUAGGAUAGUCUGCAAUAAGGCAGUGACCUCUUGAAGAGGUCGCCCAAUCUCCCUCCCCCUUCUUUCCUUGUAGUCACUGGUCCACCAUGUACACCCAGAUUUGUAGAGUGGUGGAGCUGAUGAUGCGCUCUGGUUGCUGCCAGACCAUCAGAAGUAGAUCCUGUUUGCGCAAGGCAGUGUUGGCUCCUGUGGGUCCCUCUGGCCUCUGUGUUCCUGGGGCUCCUGUGCUUCAUAGAAGGGCCUACAGCCUGGAUUCACUCUCCUUGGGUCCUGGUCGGCCCGCACUUGGUCCAAGCUCCCAACAGCCCCGUGCAGAGAGGACAUCCCCCUCCUCAGCACUCACACACAGGAACCUGUCUGCUGUGGCUGUACAGGGCCAGUGUCGUCCUCUGUGUCGGUAUGACUUCCUGGACCUUGGGGAGAUAGAGGAGAAUGUACGCCGUGCUCAGGCCUGUAAAAAAAUGAGACACUUCAUAGUGGACCCAGACCUGGCUAAACUGGUAACACAGCAUCUAGGACCUGAGGAUGCCAAAGCUGUUAUCUUCGAAUGUAACCCAGGUCCUGGGGUGUUGACUAGGACACUGCUAAAUGCUGGCGCUCAGAAAGUUGUGGCUCUUGAAGGUGAUAGGUUCUUCCUAGAUGAUCUAAAGGAGUUGGAAGGUCGUCUUGAUGGUCAGCUGGAAGUGGUUCACUGUGACUACUUUAAAUUAGACCCCAUUGGCAGUGGAAACCUUAAACCCCCUGUCAUGUUCACCGACAAACUGUUCACUGACCUGGGAAUAUCAGAAGCUAGCUGGACUGAUGACAUCCCAGUGAAGGUGGUGGGUAUCCUGCCCCAGCGUAAUGACCGUGGCAUGCUGCUGAAGAUGGUUUACGCUUUGUUUGAACGGCUGUCUGUCUACAGAUACGGAAGAAUAGAGCUCAACCUCUUCAUAAGCGAGAAGGAAUACCUGAAACUGGUGUCACGUCCAGGUGAAAUGAUGCACUACAGAGCCUUCAGUGUCCUCUGGCAGAUGGCCUGUGAUAUUGAACUACUGCACAAGGAGCCCUGGGAGUCAUUUGUGAUGUCUUCAAGACAGAGUGUAACUGGCCCUAAAGGCAGGCUUCCCAAUGACCAUCUGUGCCUGGUGCGCCUGCGUCCACGGGCUGAUCUGUUCUCUGCAGGCCUCACUCCUUCUAAUGCUUCAACUCUGCUGAUGAUGGUCAAACAGUGUCUGGCAAAGAGGAAGGUCAAGCUCAUUGACAGGCUCAACCUCUGGUCUCCAGAUAGUGGGAGUAAGCUGUUAUCGGAGAUGGGCAUGCAGGAGGACAUACUGACAGGCCAUGUAUAUCCAGAGGAGUAUCUUCGACUCUUUCAGCUGAUGGACAAGAGCCAGGAGUUCACACAGAGCUGGCUUUAUGAAGAGAUUCUGGAGAACACACAGAGGGAGGGUUGGGGCUAAAAUAUAGACAUAUACAGGUCAUGUGUAUUUUUAUAGAAAUUAAAUACAAAAGUAAACAAAAACAUGUAUGUUUAAUAUAACGAUAAUGUAAUAUAAGAAUAAUAUAAUGUGCGAUGUAAUGAAACAGGGACACAGAAGAUGCAUACAUACAUACAUACAGAAAAGUAAAAUGUUCAUGCAGAAUAACUUGACUGCAUAAAUAUUUUUGUUGCUUGACAUAAUACACUUAUGUAUGGAGUGACUGAAACGAUGAAAAUGUUUGUGACUUACUGUACUUUAGGACAGUGGAGGAAUGACUUCAAAUGACCCUCUGCGUUGUCCUGAACUGGGAUUCACAUGAGUUGAAAUUUAAGACAAAAACUCAGUAGCAGAAAUGGUUCUUUUUGGGCUCUCACUUGAGAUUUGUUUGUUUGCCAGUGGGUGAAAAAAUGGGUUUCUGCAAUGAAAAGAUUUAAAAAUUGUUGCAAAAUAAAGGUCUUUUAUUAGUUAAAUCAUGUAAAAGGAAAAACCCCUAUAUGCAUUUGACAGCAACAUGCCCAAGGCUGCUGAAAAAAGCCUCAUGGAUGCACAAGGUCAUGGAAAUGAUAUUAUCAUUCAGAAAUGUUCAUGUAUGCUACAUGACUGAUACAACUGCAGGUUUUCUGAUGCAAUAUAUUAUGACAGCAGUUUCCCAGAACACAACCCUGCAUGUAUCUUGUAUUGCAUAAUUUUCUGAACCGACAUCUUAAGGGGAGUAGCAGUGCAGGAAGGAGGAGGAGGAGGAAGUUUUUCACUGUAUGACGCCAAGUCUUGUAUAUUUUUGUACAUUCAUUGUGAUUGCAUAAGCUUGUCUAAAUGUCAUGUUUUAUGGAAUGUGUAAGAUGUGUGUCUAAUCUAUUUUUUAAACAAAUCAUUAAAUCAUAAUUUUGA